AUAUUUUUUUUUUCGAUUUUUGGUAAAAUAGGGAAAAAGCGCUAUUUCCUCUCUUCUCCGGAUUUGGGGUUCUGUUCUGCCUGUGGAAACCGAAACACACAGCGGAAGCCUCACUCAACUGACAACAGCGGAGAGUGAAGGGAGAAAUCAGAAUCUGCUUUUCAAUAAAACUGAUCGGAGAUAGAAACCCUGAAUAGAAAAAUGGAGAAAGUGAUGAAUAUAUUAAAGCCGAAACCUAACCCGCAGCAAUUGCUGAGAGAUUGGCAGCGUCGCCUCCGCCAAGAGUGCCGCAACAUCGAACGCCAAAUCCGAGAUAUACAGAGAGAAGAGAAGAAUGUGCAGAAGGCGAUCAAAGAGGCUGCUAAAAGAAACGACAUGGGUUCUGCAAAGGCACUCGCAAAAGAACUUGUGAGGUCUAGGAAAACGGUGAACCGACUCUACGAAAACAAGGCUCAGUUGAAUUCCAUAUCAAUGCAUCUUGGAGAAAGUGUUGCUGUUGCUCGAACUGUGGGACACUUGUCGAAAAGUGCUGAAGUCAUGAAGCUUGUCAAUAAUCUUAUGAAAGCUCCACAAGUAGCUGUGACUAUGCAAGAAUUCACUAAAGAAAUGACUAAGGCCGGUGUAAUUGAAGAGAUGGUGAAUGAGGCUGUGGACGAUGCACUGGAUUCAGAAGACAUAGAAGAGGAGACUGAAGAAGAAAUUGACAAGGUCUUAACAGCAAUUGCUGGUGAGACUGCCGCACAACUUCCUGAAGCUGUCAGAAAACAGAAACUAAAGCAACCUGAGACCAGUGAAGAAGCAGAGGAGAAUGCUGAUGAUGAUGAAGAACUAGAAGAAAUGAGGGCUCGUCUUGCCAGAGUUCGAUCGUAACUUGUUUUUCUGUUGCUAUUAUCCACUUGAUAAUGCCAUCACAUCAUGUACGAGGUUAGUACAUAAUGAGGAGAUGCUCGUUUAUACUCUGCAUGACCAUCACCCUCGCAGUGUGGAACGUAUUCUGUAUUUUAGGUGUAUCAUAAAACCUUAGGUGUACUAUAAUGGAACAUCUGAUUCUUGAUUUUGCUCUGCACCUGUGGGUUCGCCCGUUUACACGGUCUUGAAUAUUUAUAAGAGAAGGAAAGAAAGUCAUGAUGCUUGUAUUUUUGGGAGUCCAA
Molecule: messenger RNA, 1151 nt
Organism: Sesamum indicum (sesame)
Lineage: Eukaryota; Viridiplantae; Streptophyta; Magnoliopsida; Lamiales; Pedaliaceae
Product: vacuolar protein sorting-associated protein 24 homolog 1
Biological process (GO): vacuolar transport
Source: RefSeq, a predicted model, not a curated record